This is a messenger RNA of Anneissia japonica, 5371 nucleotides long. RefSeq names its product hepatocyte nuclear factor 4-gamma-like. Gene Ontology annotation, biological process: regulation of transcription by RNA polymerase II; cell differentiation; anatomical structure development. The coding region runs from base 143 to 1543 and encodes 466 amino acids. The transcript is spliced from 8 exons. Gene Ontology annotation, molecular function: nuclear receptor activity; RNA polymerase II cis-regulatory region sequence-specific DNA binding; zinc ion binding. Gene Ontology annotation, cellular component: nucleus. NCBI's taxonomy places the organism in Eukaryota, Metazoa, Echinodermata, Crinoidea, Comatulida, Comatulidae. The record is from RefSeq and is a predicted model, not a curated record.
CUUCAGUAGGCCUAUUCAUCACGCUCUGCUGGGCACUUCUCGAAUUACUUUACAGGUUAAUUUUAGCGGUAGAAAUUAAAAGUCCAAAGAUCUUGGGAAUGACCUGUGUGCUCUUGGGGCUUCCCUUUAAUAGCAGACAACAAUGACGGAUACCGAACAGAAACCAAGGUUAGAAGAUAUGAACGAGACAUUCACGUAUAUCGGAGUUUCGCCGGAAAUGGAGCAGAAACCUGUGAUUGGGUGGACCAACAAAUUUAUUGGCACGAAUAACAACAACCCUCCGACUGCUUCGGGUCAAGUUGAAGAAGGUAGUUGCAACCAGCCGGUUAGUCAGUGUGCCAUUUGCGGUGACAGAGCCACAGGAAAGCAUUAUGGCGCGGCAAGCUGUGAUGGGUGCAAGGGCUUCUUCCGACGAAGUGUACGUAAGAACCACCAGUAUACGUGUCGAUUCUGUAGGAUGUGCGUGGUGGAUAAGGACAAACGAAAUCAAUGCAGAUAUUGUCGAUUAAAGAAAUGUUUCAGAGCAGGAAUGAAAAAAGAAGCCGUCCAGAACGAACGUGAUAGGAUCAGUACACGGAGGACAAGUUACGAAGAAAGUAUACAAGGUGGUGGGUUAAUGGGUGUAGCGACACUAGUCAAUGCCGAGAUGAUGUCUAGGCAGCAAGCACUGGCACCAGUCCCUCUACCUGAGAACAUUGUAGCGUCCAAAAAAAUAGCCAGCUUGAAUGACAUAUGUGAGAGUAUGAAGCAACAGCUACUUAUCCUGGUAGAGUGGGCCAAGUACAUCCCAUGUUUUGGAGACUUGCCAUUAGAUGAUCAGGUUGCGUUGUUGAGAGCUCAUGCUGGGGAGCACCUGUUGAUGGGCGUCGCUCGACGAUCCACACCCCUUAAAGACUUCCUACUCCUAGGAAACGACUUAGUGAUACCAAGACACUGUCCUGAACUAGAGGUCAGCCGUGUGGCUGGACGGAUACUUGAUGAACUUGUUCGACCAAUGAGAGAUGUGCUUAUAGAUGACCAAGAAUUCGCUUGUCUCAAAGCUAUAGUAUUCUUUGAUCCAGGUAAUGCAAAAGGCCUGAGUGAACAGAUGAAAAUCAAAGCCAUGCGAUAUCAAGUUCAGAUCAAUUUAGAAGAUUACAUCAAUGACAGACAGUAUGACUCUAGAGGGCGCUUUGGUGAGAUCCUACUCUUACUGCCGACUCUGCAGAGUAUAACGUGGCAAAUGAUUGAGCAGAUUCAGUUUGUGAAGCUUUUUGGUGUUGCAAAAAUUGACAAUUUACUGCAAGAAAUGCUGCUUGGAGGUGCACACACUGAUGGUCAACAACAGACACCAUUGGUCAGUACAGCUGGUCAAGCACAUGAACACCUUGAGCCAAUCACCAACGGCCACUCGAGCCAUCCAGGAACACCGCCUACUAUUAGUCCAGCCCCGCCAUCAUCCAUUCACCAUGCUGCAUCUGACAGCUACAAGCUCCAUCAGCAUACCCAUAAUGCAACACAAGUGGCCGUACCGAUACACCUUCCUAAACAGGAAAUUGUCUGAGGCAACGUAAUGUUCGUGUACUUAUGUUUUUAGUGAAUAAUUUAGAUGGAUUCAUCCUGUUGCAUACUUCGUUGCAGAAUGUCGUUAUGUCCUUAUAUAACGUGUUUGAGGUUCAAUACAAGUCUUAUUUGGUAAUUUAAGUUUAAUAUAAUUAGUCUUCUACUGUAUUAUGUACUAUAAUACAUUAUGUGGAAUUUAAUAUAAAAAAAAUUGUAAUAUAUUUUACUGAGACCAUAGAAUGUCUUUUUAAGUUGGUUUUGUGUAUAAUUACAAAGAGAAGGACUACCAAAGGAAUUAUUACGAUAAACUUGAUUCCAAAGCUAAAAGCCAAAGAAUAAAUGUUAGAUAAAUAAUAAAUUACAUUUCGAAUAUAUCAUAUAAAUUUUCUUUGAUUUACUCAUAGACCUAUGAAGUGUGGUAAUGAUAAAUACUUUUCUGUGUCUGUAAUUAGAAAGAGAAAAUGAUAUUGACUUGUUAAAUUACCACGUGUCACUUUCUUUUGUAAUUUAAUAUAGAAUUUAUGAAAAAUAUAAAGAAAUUCUCAGGAAAAUACUUUCUAAAUAUUCAGGAAAUAAUUUCUAACAUAAUUCUUAAUCACGAAAUAUGGCGCUUAUUAGAUAAUUAUUAAUUAAUCACUGCUUGAUUUAUAAAAAAAAAUGUUUAAUUAAAUUUUGAUAUGUUGACUAUUAAGCUCGGCACUUGCUGCAUCGUACGAUGAAUCCAACUCCGCUUCUUGUGAGCGCUAGACGAUGCCGUGUGCUGAUUGUCGGUGGCAAUCAGAAUGGACCAUCAUUAAAACGAUCCGUUGCGCACGAGUCGCUGUGUUGCGUUCUUCAUAGAAUCGCAUAGGUGACAAUCACAAUAGACUGUCGUUAAAAACGAUUCGUUGCGCGCGAGUCGCCUCGUUGAAUUCUUCAUAGAAUCGCGUCAGUGGCAAUCAGAACGAACUGUCCUUAAAACAAUCCGUUGCGCGUGAAUCACCGCGUUGUGUUCUCCAUUGAAUCGCGUUGGAUGAUGACCGUCAGACUAAGUGAGUGCCUGGCUUUAUAUAGAAAUGUGUAUUUCUUUUCUCUUUGCCAAAUAUGCUACUGGUCUCUGGUAAAAUUUUAAAUGUUCCAAAAUAAAAUAUCAAUAUUUAAAUAUAAACUGGAGCAAUAUUUUCUUUUAGAUUUAUUCAUUUUGGAGGAAGAUUUAUUUUUAAUGAAUCACUAGUGCCUUUGUAAAUAUUUUGUUUAUUAUUAUUACCAGUAUAGUAAUAAUAAUAAUAACAGAAUUAGGUAAUGUACAGUGUGUCUUGGUGAUCGUAAUUAUUGUAAAAAUAAAAAAUCUUGCCGGAUGUUAUGAAUGUUUUUGUUUGAAGGCAUACACUGUUCGCCAAUGUUGUGCUGGGAAUAUGGUGCUGUAUUAAACAUAGAAGGUAGCAUUGGUUUCAAGACAGUGGCAGACCAGGAGUAGGGUGGGGAUGUAUUCACAGUACUGCCUUCUACUGUAUUUGGAACAACUGUUGCUAAUAAUUAAAAAGCAACAAUAUGAAAUAUGUAUUUUCUGCAAAGAACAAAUUAUGGAUAGAGAUACCAAAGUGUGUAUUUAUCUAGGUCUUAGUUCCCACCCCCUCAUGUGUAUAAUAUGCCUGGGUCUGCCACUGUAGCAUUCAGCAUUACAGCUAUUGGUUACUACCUUUUAUGUGGUUACAAAAUUGUUGAUUGUGAGAGCUAGGUUCGGUAGUGUCGAAGCAAGGUAAUGGCAUAUGAAAGAAAAUUCUCCACAUUGUAAAAAAAACAGUUUGAGUUAUCAUGUUGUUCCUUGAAGUUAAAGCCCCACUAAACUGGAUAACAUAGCAGAAAACUGCUUGCUCAAACUUUAUUUUGUUAGCUGUUGUUAGCUUUCUGCAUGUUAUGUUUAAAAUACUUAAACACUUAAUACUGUAAUAAUAAUUAGAUUCAGCAUAGAUUUUUAAGAUUCAUAUUUUAAUCAAAAUCAGAAUGUAUAAAGAAUCUUCUAUUACCUAGAUUUUCACGAUCCCAUUUAUUUGUAAAGGUAAAACAUAUUUUAAUUAAUUGAGCUAAAAGAUGAUUUAUACUAUAGAAUACGUUCAUGGAGUGGCGCUGUAUUUUUGUGGUGAAAGUUCCUUUCAAUUCAAAAAGACCUGGGUUGAAAUACUGUGAGGUGCCAAGAUUUUUUUUUUCUCAUUAAUAAAACAAUUUCCCUCCCAAAGCCUUAAGACAAUAUCAGUGGUGGAUCCAGGAAUACAUAGUAGAGGGGGGCCCAGGGAGGGACUUUCACAGAUGCAGAGUUUAGACCACCUCAGCCCCACCAUGGUUGGGGCUGAGGUAAACAAAGUUAUGAUUAUGGCACCUAGAUGGCUGGAAAUGGCCUUCUCCUACUUAUAUUUUUAUUAAAAUUUAGGGGGCUCUGGCCCCCCCUCCUUGUAUCUGCCAAUGUUAUAGAACAUUAUCCCUUCAUGUAAGUGCAAAGGUUAGGUAAUUUCCUAUUGGAUGUGAAACAAUGAUUUUGAAGUACUACUUAAGCAUUUCUUGUUUCAUGUUAUAAUAAUUGUUUUUGUAAAGAUUUGUAAAGCCUUUUUUUAUGAACAGAACAACGUGCAUGGCCUCAGUGUAUAUUAACUUUUACAGUUAGAUGAAUUACAAUGACAGGUUGUAUACCUAUGGGGCUAUUGCACCAAUUGAAAAUCGCCUUAAUUUUUGUUUCUUAUGAGCUUGAUAUCUCAUGAUGUUGUGUAGGAUUAAAAACUCUUCUCUAAAUAAUACUCAAUUUACACAAGAUAAAAUAUUACAUGGGAUGGCCAUGUUCACACUAGGGCAUUUUGAUCCUGAUCAGAAGCUACCCAUUACCUUAAAUGUUAGCACUUCUGAAGGGAAAGGUGACCUUGGAUUUAUCUAGAUGAUGCUAACUGUUAGGUGUUUUGUACAAACAUAGCCUAAACAUUAAAAAGAAUUUCUGAGAUAGCCCUAUUUGUACGCCUGUUGUCUACAGAAAAGUGAAUAUAAACCUUGCUAAAAGUCAGUGCAAUUUAUGCACAGGUUGUAAAGAUACAAGCAACGCCAAAGAGUAAAUAUAAGCUGCACCCCCAUGAACAUCUGCAUAAAUCCUUGCUAAAUAUCUCAGGCCUCUGUGAUGUUAUUUUUUUUUAUGGAUAUUAGCGUUUACAGGAUGCGUGCUUGCCAUUAAGCUGGGGACCCAUGCUAGAAUUUUCCAAGCCGGGGACGCAUGUUAGAAUUUUCCUAGAUGGCGACACAUGUAAUAUUUUUUUUUCUUGUGUCAGUAGGGUAUAAGAGUAUGUACUGUAAUGUUAAAAGUGUAUAUAUACUGUAGUUAAAAAUCUAUACCAAUGCAAAUUGUUACCAGGAUAAAAGUUCAUUAAAAGUAGUCGACAUAAAGACAAACACCACAACAAAGAUAACUAUUUAAAGCGUGCACAUGUCUAAUGUAGUUUAGUUUGAGUAUGUUAGAAUAAGUAUUUAAGAAAUAGUUGUUAAUUUUGUUUACUGUGUAGUUAAAAAUCUAGAAUUGCUGCUUCUCAUCUUUCUGCACAUGCGCUGCUACUGAUUAACCUGCAUUAUGGGUAAAACACAUCACUUCCCACAAUGCAUUAUUGUGUUAUAUAUAAUUGAUGUCAUCGUUGUAGAUAUUGUAUCCGAUUCAGUGUAAUAAUACCAAUAGAAAACUCAUUCCAAUCAUAUUUUGAUGAUCUUUUUAAAUGAAAAAUAGUUUAAUUUUUAUGAAUUCUUUGAUUACUGAAGUACUAUUUUAUGAUAAGAAGUGUGUAAAAAUCAAACAAAAUUAUGUGCAAUAAAAAAUGUGAAGAUA